GCAAAAACCCUAUGGAUCACAACGGCUUGAUUCCCACUGAUCAUGGGGAUGACACAGGCAGCGCUGUUUUCCAUUGUGCAUAGGAUCACCAUGAGUCGGGGACUGACUUGACAGCAGCUAACAGCAGUGCUUUUCCAAAUACAGUAGAAUGAAGGGAUUAAGGCAGUCAUGCGAAACAAAGCCAACUCAUUCACCCAUUAUUAGUCCAAAAUCCAAGAGAUGUGGGAGAUCUAAACAUAGGAGGCCAUAUUUCCAGCUUUUGUGGAACUUGAGAGAAAAUUAUCCUAGGAAAAUUUUGUCUGUGAACACCAUAAUGAAAGGAUGUGUGUCAUAAGUGCUGGGGAAAUGUCACCUUUUAACCAUUUCUUUUGUCUUUUACCAUUUUUGCUUCUGUCUGACUGAGAGACCAAGCCAAAUCCACUGCCGUCAAGUCGAUUCUGACUCAUAGUGACCCUACAGGACAGGGUAGAACUGCCCCCAUAGGAUUUCCAAGGCUGUAAAUCUUUACUGAAACAGACUGCCACAUCUUUCUCCCUCAGAAAAAGAUCGAACCACCAACCUUUUCAGUUAGCAGCCAAGCACUUAACCACUGAGCCACUAGGGCUCCUUGUCUGACUGAGAGACCUAGUUAAUUAGUGGGAAAAAAAAAAUCUUACCCUUUCAGCCAAUGAAAAGUUUAAGUGUUAGUAGCAUGAGAUUUGGGAUCAGAUGGCCCUGGUUUAAAUUCUGGCUUUGUCCCUUCCCAGCUUUGAAAUCCUGGGCAAGUCACUCAACAUCUCUAAGUCAGAGUUUCUACCUCCCUAAAACAGGAUUAGGAAAAUACCCCUCUCAUAAGGCUUUGUGCAGGUUAACUGAGAAUACGCAUCAGUGCAGAGCCUAGCACAUAAGAAGUCCUAAAUAAAUAUGAAUUAUAAUAAUCAUGAUUGUGAGUUUUGCAAGGAGAUGUUAAAGAGAUCUGUUUAUCAUUCCCUCUUAAACAAACAAACAAACCAAACUCAUUGCCAUCGAGUCAAUUCUGACUCUUAGCGACCCUAUAGGACAGAGUAGAGCUGCCCUAUAGGGUUGUCAUGGAGUGCCUGGUGGAUUCAAACUGCCAACCUUUGGAUUAGCAGCCAUAACUCUUAACCACUACGCCACCAGGAUUUCGUCAUUCCCUCUUAGGUAUCCUAAAUUCCACUUCAUUUCAGUUUCUUUCAAUCCAUUCUCAUCCUCCCCAGCAGUCACACGCCCUACCUCUGUGUUCUCUCUCCACUCUCCCUAGUCAUAGUCUUCAUUAGUAUCACCAUACUGACCCAUCUCAUGCCCUACCACUUUUUUUUGCCCCUCAUCCAUCUUUUCUCAGGUCAAAACAUAGACACAGAAAUGGAGCCUUUCUGCUGGAAGGAACUUAAAAAUGAUCUUUUCCACUGCCAUGGAUCCCCAAAAUUUAUAGGACACUUGACCAAAGUAAAUGGUUGAUCCAGAGUCUGUUCUCAUACUCCAUCUUAACUUCUAUUUCUUGCUAACAGGCUGUUAAUCUUUUACACAGAUCCAACUCUAUCACUAAGGAACCAACCCUAUCACUAAGGAAAUGUUUUUCUUUGAGGUUAAGCAAAACAAUAUACCCAGGGGUCUUGACUCAAAUGGUAAUCAAAACCCAUUGUGUAGAAUGUCCUCAGGAUAUUUUAACAAUCUGUUCUCAGAACUUGUGCUUUGUAAUCCUCUUGUGAACACCUAAAGACCCCUCCCCAACACAAAUUUCUUCAACUAUGCUCUGUAUCCAAUCUCCAAAAGCCAACUGUAAUAAGGUAACCAAUGACAUCCAAAGCACUGUUUCCAGAUAUCCCAUCCUCAACUAUCUUACCUCACCAAACACCAAUCAGAAUAUUGCACUGUUAGUUCCUGAGUUAACAAUAUAAAUAUUGCCUGGAUGCCCAUAACUCCUCUGAGCAUUAGAUUUCACUGUGUGAGAUCUAACCUUUCCCCAGUUUACAUGGUAUCUUGCCUUUAAUAAACCUCUUUGCUUUUACUUGAACAAUUUGUCUUUGACCCUACUCUCUCAUUUUAUAGAUGAGGAAACUGAAGUUAAGGAGUAAUAAAGAGUUUGUCUAAGAUCAUAGUCCAGUAAUCAAUGGAACCAAAGUGCUCUUGGAGUCAUCAUGAACUGGUUGGGAGACUGGGCAUAUGUUACACUGUGAAUGCUAUCAAGUUUGUGUGUUUAAUCUUUGUUUGUUUCCUUCUUUCCAUAGGGAAACCUUUCUUCCAUGGCUCAUGACAUACUCUUGAAUCAAGCCAACAGAAUAAUUUCCUGAUUUUUGAUAAUUUAAUUCUCUUUGGGGCAAGGGGAGUACCUUUUAAAAAGACUGUCCUUACCCAUAUAUGGUUUCACUGCUCAAAUUCCCAGCAUCGAUUUAUGCCCAAGGACACUGAUCAGAGCUGCAGAUGAGGAUGGCAAGUGUGCGCUGGAAGCUGGCCUGUUUGUUGGAGGACCUAGAAGACAUGGACUUUAAGAAAUUCAAAAUGCACUUGGAAGACUAUCCUCCCCAAAAGGGCUGCAUCUCACUCCCCCGGGGUCCGACAGAAAAGGCAGACCACUUGGAUCUAGUGACCCUGAUGAUUGACUUCAAUGGGGAAAAAAAGUCAUGGGACAUGGCCGUGUGGAUUUUUGCUGCAAUCAACAGGAGAGACCUUUAUGAGAAAGCUAAGAGGGAUGAGCCAGAGUGGGAUGACGCACAUGAUUCUACACUCACUGUGAUGUGCCGGGAAGAAAGCAUUGAAGAGGAGUGGAUGGGCUUACUAGGGUAUCUUUCCAGAAUCUCUUUUUGUAAAAAAAAGGAAGAUUACUGUAGGACAUACAGAAAACAUAUAAGAAGCAGAUUCCAGUGUAUUGAAGACAGAAAUGCACGCCUAGGUGAGAGUGUGAACCUCAACAAACGGUACACCCAGCUAAGUCUCGUCAAGGAGCACCUCAGCCAAAAGGAGAGGGAGCACGAGCUUCUGGCCAUCGGUCAAACCGCGGCCAAGACCAGGGACAGCCCCAUGAGUUCCAUCAAGCUAGAACUCCUGUUUGAUCCUGAUGAAGAGAACGCAGAACCUGUGCACACGGUGGUGUUCCAGGGAGCGGCGGGCAUCGGGAAAACAAUACUGGCCAGGAAGAUUAUGUUGGACUGGGCGUCGGGGAAAAUUUACAAAGACAAAUUUGACUAUUUAUUCUACAUCCACUGUCGGGAGGUGAGCCUCAUGACAAAGAGGAGUCUGGGAGACCUGAUCAUUAGCUGCUGCCCUGACCCAAACCCUCCCAUAUCCAAGAUAGUGAAAAAGCCAUCCAAGAUCUUGUUCCUCAUGGACGGCUUUGAUGAGCUGCAAGGUGCCUUUGAUGAGAACACAGGAGCACUCUGCACGGACUGGCAGAAGGCAGAUAGAGGAGACAUUCUCCUGAGUAGCCUCAUUAGAAAGAGGCUGCUUCCUGAGGCCUCCCUGCUCAUCACCACCCGACCCGUAGCCCUAGAGAAACUCCAACACUUAUUGCACCAUCCCCGCCAUGUGGAGAUCCUGGGUUUCUCAGAGGCUAGGAGGAAGGAAUAUUUCUUUAAGUAUUUCUCAGAUGAGCACCAAGCUCGGGAAGCCUUUAGGUUAAUUCAGGAGAACGAGAUUCUCUUUACAAUGUGUUUUAUCCCCCUAGUUUGCUGGAUUGUGUGCACUGGGCUGAAGCAGCAGAUGGACAGUGGCAAAUCCCUUGCUCAGACAUCCAAGACCACCACUGCUGUGUACAUCUUUUUUCUCUCAAGUCUGUUGCAGACCAGAGGAGGAACCCAGGAGCACCACUUCUCUGCCAGCCUACGAGGGCUCUGCUCUUUAGCCGCUGAUGGAAUCUGGAACCAGAAAAUUCUAUUUGAGGAGUAUGACCUCAGGAAUCACGGCCUGCAGAAAGCUGAUGUGUCAGCUUUCCUGAGGAUGAACCUCUUUCAGAAAGAAGUGGACUGUGAGAAGUACUACAGCUUCAUUCACUUGACUUUCCAGGAGUUCUUUGCUGCCAUGUACUACCUGCUGGAAGAGGAGGAAGAGAGGGAAACCAGGAGCAUGUCAUGUAGUUAUUCAAAGCCUCCCAACCGAGAUGUGACGGUCCUUCUUGAAAAUUAUGGCAAAUUUGAAAAAGGAUAUCUGAUUUUUGUCGUUCGUUUCCUUUUUGGCCUUGUAAACCAGGAGAGAUCCUCCUACUUGGAAAAAAAAUUAAGUUGCAAAAUCUCACAGCAAAUCAGGCAGGAGUUGCUCAAAUGGAUAGAAGCUAAAGCAAAGGCCAAGAAGCUGCAGACCCAGCCCAGCCAGCUGGAAUUGUUCUAUUGCUUAUAUGAGAUGCAGGAAGAUGACUUUGUGCAAAGGGCCAUGGACCAUUUCCCCAAAAUUGAGAUCAACCUUUCCAUUAGGAUGGACUAUGUAGUUUCUUCUUUUUGCAUUCAGAACUGUUGUUGUGUAGAAUCACUUUCCUUGGGUUUUUUAAACAACUUACCCAAGGAGGAAGAAGAAGAGGAAGAGGAAGGUCGACGCCUUCAUGCGGUUAAUUGUGUCUCACCAUGUUCACAUGCUGCCUGUUCUUACAGUUUGGUGAACUGCUACCUAAUUCCCAGUAUUUGCAGGGGCCUCUUUUCGGUCCUGAGCACUAACACGAGACUGACUGAACUGGACCUUAGUGACAAUACUCUGGGAGACCCGGGAAUGAAGGUGUUGUGUGAAACCCUCCAGCAUCCUGGCUGUAACAUUCGGAGAUUGUGGCUCUGGCUGUUUUUUUGCACUUCACCUACCUCUCCAAGUUCAUUCCACACCUCCCCCCACCCCACAGUUGCUCCCUGUGCAUGGUUGGGGCGGUGUGGUCUUACCCGUCACUGUUGCCUGGACAUCUCCUCAGUCCUGAGCAGCAACCAGAAGCUGGUGGAACUGGAUCUGAGUGACAAUGCCCUGGGAGACUCUGGGGUCAGACAUUUGUGUGUGGGACUGCGGCAUUUAUUCUGCAAUCUGCGGAAGCUCUGGCUGGUCAGCUGCUGUCUCACAUCAGAUUGCUGUCAGGAUCUUGCAUCAGUCCUGACCACCAACCAGUCCCUGACCAGACUCUACAUGGGGGAAAAUGCCCUGGGAGACGCAGGAGUUGGAAUUUUGUGUGAAAAAGCAAAGCAUCCACAAUGUAAGCUGCAGAAAUUGGGAUUGGUGAAUUCUGGCCUUACGUCAGUUUGUUGUCCAGCUCUGUCCUUGGCACUCAGCACUAACCAGAAUCUCACGCACCUUUACCUAAGGGGCAAUGCUCUUGCAGACAAAGGGAUCAAGAUGCUCUGUGAGGGACUCAUGAACCCCAACUGCAAGCUUCAGAUGUUGGAAUUAGACAACUGCAAUCUCACCUCACAUUGCUGCUGGGACCUGUCUACCCUUCUGACCUCUAAUCAGAGCCUUCGGGAGCUGAGCCUGGGCAACAAUGACCUGGGUGACCUGGGUGUCGUGCUUCUCUGCGAAGUACUCAAACAGCAGAACUGCUUCCUGAAUACGCUGCGAUUGUGUGAAAUGUAUUUCAAUUAUGAGACAAAAUGUGCAUUAGAAACACUUCAAGAAGAAAAGCCUGAGUUGACCAUUGUCUUCGAGCCUUCUUGGUAGUGAUGGAAGCAGGGCUGCCAGGCACCAUGUUCUAUAGCACCCAUGUUCCACGUGCACACAAGUGGGAAUGAAUGUUUCUCCAUCCAAGGUCAAGACCACAGCUCUGUGAUUCUUCUGGCCCAGACUCAGAGAGUGAAAGCUUGCUGAUGGUGUUUUUAUGUAGGAGAUUUGAACAUCUUCUUUAUCCUUAGGUUGAAGACACCAUGGCAAUAAAAUCAUUAAUAUCAUAUUGUUCCAAUCAUAGUGCCUCAGAGGAUACUUUGCCUUGGUGGCCUUGUGUGAUUAACUCAUUCAAUAAAGCACUUUUUCUGUCUUUCUUCUUCUCUUUUCACUCUUUCUAGUGCUCCUUUCCCUUCCAUCUUUUUCCUUUCUUCUGUUUACUUUUGUUGAUAUUAUCACUCCUGCCGUCUUUCUCUUAACUGACCAUAAUAUAGAAUGAGAUAAUUAUGCAUAUGUUGCAAUUUUGUGGCAGCACCUUAUUUAUUUUUAAUUUUUCAUAACAUUAAUAUUUUCUAAUAAAAAUAAUUUGUGUUUAUUGUAGCUUGUUGGAGAUACAAAAAAUAUUACAAAUUUGUUGUGUUUAUUGAGUAUAAUUGUUUCCUUUCCUCAAUUUUAAAAGAUUAUGACAAGAACUCUUUAUUUAUUUAAACUAUUAAAGAUAAAAUGAAAUUGAUUUAUAUAGUUUUUAAGUCUCUUUUCCAAAUAAUCCAACUGUAGUCAAUGGAAAACAAAAAGCCCUCACUGUAAUGCUAAUGAUUAGAAUUUCAGCUUUGGUAGAAUGGAAGGCGUACAGGGUCUUAGAGUACUAAAUAGAGUAUUAUGCGGAAAAUGCAUUUUGUCUUUAAUAGGUGAGAAUUUAUUUUGAGAUUUAUCUCGUCCCAAAACAGCUCAUCUACAACACUUCCGUUAGCAUUAAUCAUUAAUCAAUAGUGAUCAGCUGUUUCUCUCUGCAUGGGACAAUUCCUGAGCCACAUGGAAUUGCUUGGAAUGGAAAUAUUACUUCCUCUGCAAAAUGAGGCCAUCCAAACUCUGCUACUCAAAAUAUGGCUUAUGAACUGUGGAUAAGGAGCUUGUGCAGGAAUGUAAGUCAAUCACAUCAUUAAGCAUACUUUUUAAGAUAAGCCGACUGUUUUUUCAUAGUAAGACUUUCUCAAAAAAGGAAGCAGUGUGUGAUUUACAUUCUGGUUCAUACUCUUUGUCUUGUCUAGGACCAGCAUUUUUGAAUAGCGCUGAUUUAGACAUUUGCUUUCUACAUCAUGGUGAAGUUAGCUAUUGAAGAUUGCCUUCCUGCUACAAACACCUUGACAUGCUGGGUAAAAUAUAAUUUAAAUAAACAUAGCUGAGCUUGAAAGAGAGAAAGUGGAAUCUCUGAGUACUAGGAACUUAAAAGUGUUCUGGUAAGCUUAAGAGUUUACGCUUUGGUGGCCCUGAGGAAUAUCUGAAUGAAGACCCCAUGGUAUGACUAUUUAGUUGGAAAAAUCCUUGAGGUUAUACAUACUAUUAGAACUAAAACAAUGAGCAAAGUUGUUGGAUACAAGCUCAAUUUAUAAAAAUCAACAGCACGCAGUUGAAAAAGAUUUGUUUCAACCAUCAUAGCAAAGAUUGAAUCAGGUACAAAGCACCAAUGGAUGCUAAAUCUUGAGGGAAAUUUAAAUGAAGAGCAGGAUAGUUGCAUUGUCUUAAAAUAUCUCUCCACAGAUGGCUAAUCAGUUGCAAAAGAAAAAAAAUAGUACCUACGUACUGUGCAGAAAUUGGACAACACCUUGAGUAUAUAGUAAAAUACAGCAUCAACGAGGGCAAACGGACAUUUGUCUCCACAUAAGAUGCCUCAAAAAGAAACCAAUACCACCUAUAUAGGAUUCCGACUGAAAAUACAUCAGACAAACUCCAGAUGUGGAAAUUCUAUUAAAAAGGGAUGGGGGACUAUGUUCUCCAAUACUGCCAAUGUUACAAAAGGAAAAAAAAAAACAAAAAACAAAAAAC
Molecule: messenger RNA, 7599 nt
Organism: Trichechus manatus latirostris (Florida manatee)
Lineage: Eukaryota; Metazoa; Chordata; Mammalia; Sirenia; Trichechidae
Gene: NLRP3
Product: NLR family pyrin domain containing 3
Exons: 11
Coding region: 2422-5616 (1064 amino acids)
Biological process (GO): negative regulation of non-canonical NF-kappaB signal transduction; negative regulation of acute inflammatory response; inflammatory response
Cellular component (GO): cytoplasm; NLRP3 inflammasome complex
Molecular function (GO): sequence-specific DNA binding; DNA-binding transcription factor binding
Source: RefSeq, a predicted model, not a curated record